Geosmithia morbida is the source of this 1788-nucleotide messenger RNA. RefSeq names its product peptidyl-prolyl cis-trans isomerase-like 2. The transcript is spliced from 2 exons. NCBI's taxonomy places the organism in Eukaryota, Fungi, Ascomycota, Sordariomycetes, Hypocreales, Bionectriaceae. Gene Ontology annotation, molecular function: ubiquitin-ubiquitin ligase activity; peptidyl-prolyl cis-trans isomerase activity. The record is from RefSeq and is a predicted model, not a curated record. The coding region runs from base 1 to 1788 and encodes 595 amino acids. Gene Ontology annotation, cellular component: catalytic step 2 spliceosome. Gene Ontology annotation, biological process: protein peptidyl-prolyl isomerization; protein polyubiquitination; protein folding.
AUGGGCAAGGGGACAGACAAGCUAUACAUCACCCACUCGGAGUGGUCGUCAGCCGACGCCUACUCGGCCAGUGUCGGCGCAAACGCCUCGUCGCGCGGCGAUACAUCUACGCCCUUUCGUCGUCUGCCCUUCAACUUCUGUGCCGCAAGUCUCCAGCCCUUCAAGAACCCGGUGUGCACCCCCGACGGCACAGUCUUCGACGUUGAGGUCAUUGGCGCCUGGCUGGAGAAGCAUCCGGGCCAGAACCCUGUCGACGGCAGCUCUCUGAGCAAGAAGGACUUGAUCAAGCUCAACUUUUCACGGAACUCAUCCACGGCCGCGGUCGAGUCCAGCGACAACGCAGACGGUAGCGGUGGUGGCGAUUUGGUCGACCCUGUCACUUACAAAGUCUUCACCGACAACACGCACAUUGUCGCCAUCCGCCAUGGUACCUAUGCCAACGUCUUUGCCGCCGACACGGUCGAGCGCAUGAACAUCAAACCGAAGCUGUGGCAGGACCUGGUCGAUGACCAGCCUUUCACACGCGCUGACAUCAUAACCCUGCAGGAUCCGCAGAACGUCUCCAGCCGCAACCUCGGCCACUUCAAGUACUUGCAGGACGGGUUGGACGCCCAGCUGACAAAGGAGCAAGAGAAAGCCCGCCGUGAGGGCGACAUCAACGCUGGAGCCCUGGGCAGCAUGGGCGACAAGGUUCUCAAGGCCAAGGCGGCUGUAGAGAGGGCGCGCAAGGCCCGCGAGUCUGGUGCCGCCGACGUCAACAGGAGCUCAAGCGCUCUCGCAAAGCAGUCGCCCGCGCAGACGGUGGUGGCAGCGCAACAGGCGGCCAAAAUCCAGGAGAAGAAGAAUAAGUUGGCAGCGAACUCGGCCAUGUACACGACCGGAAAGGCAGCAGCCAGUUUCACGAGCACAGGUCUGACGCCCGAGACGAGCGGCGAGCGGGCCGUCCUGUCGGAGGAGGAGUACAUGCUCAAACCUCGACGGGUACGCAACAAGGGAUACGCCCGAAUGGAGACCAACCUAGGCGAUCUGACCCUCGAGCUGCACCCGGAGUUCGCCCCGAAAGCCGUGUGGAACUUUGUCCAGCUCUCAAAGAAGGGCUACUACCGCGGCGUCAGCUUCCACCGCAACAUCCCCAGGUUCAUGAUCCAGGGCGGCGACCCGUCGGGCACGGGCAAGGGCGGCGUUAGCAUAUGGGGUAAGUACUUCAACGAUGAGUUCGACGGCCCCUUGACGCACAACGCCCGCGGCACAAUGUCUAUGGCCAACAAGGGCAAGAACACCAACUCGAGCCAGUUCUUCAUCACCUACAAGGCCACGCCGCACCUCGACCGCAAGCAUACCGUCUUCGCCACCGUCAUCGAAGGGCUCGACACCCUGACUAAGAUGGAGGCUACGCCCGUCGACGGCACGACCAACCGCCCCCUCCGCGACAUUACAAUUUCCGACGUGGUCGUCUACGUGGACCCCUUUGAGGAGUUCCAGAAGCAGAGGGACCACCAGGACCGCCAAGAGCAGGAGGCCGCCGAGAUCAAGAGGCAGGGCGGCACAGAAGACGACAGGACCACCUGGACGGGGAAGAAGAUCCGAAAAGACGGAACCGUGGACGACUCGGCUUCUGGUAUCGCGGUGGGAAAAUACCUCCACUCCGAGUCAUCAAAAGCAGCACCGGAAACAUCAUCAUCGCUGUCUCGUAAGUUGCCUGCCAGUACAGACCCAUGGGAUCAACAGACUCCUGCUCGGAAAAAGAUGAAGGGUCAUGGCGGGUUUGGCAACUUCGAUAGCUGGUAA